AUGAGGUGCCUUUUCCUGGUAUUAAGGAAUGUGCAAUGUAACGACCCCAGUCUCCUUGUCAGGCUGUACAACAUUUAUAUCCGGCCUUAUCUAGAGUCUGGGAUGAAAAAACACGAGAACAGGUCAAAAAACGAUUACAGGACUCGCGUUCUACAUGCACUUCCAAUCUACCAAGAUCGCCUGAGAGCGCUGAAGAUGAGGAGUCUGAAAUACCGAAGAAUUUUUAAUGACCUCGAGAGAGUUAAAUUAGCAGCCAGCAAAUACUGGAUUUUCCGACCGUACAGGAGGGUUGAGUGUGGAAUCACAAUCCAUUACAAGAAAUUAGAGCGACAUCGUUUAAUGCUGUGUUUCAUUCUUUCUUUUUCCGAGCGGCCAGGUGGUUGCGCAUGCUACCCCAUGAUAUGCUUUCCUGUAGAGUUCAAAGCACGUUUGAAGAAAUCUGAUAUUUUCAGAAUUCUGAAAGUUGAGGAUGUACGGUAG
Cooperia oncophora is the source of this 480-nucleotide messenger RNA. The record is from the annotation of a GenBank genome assembly. Lineage: Eukaryota; Metazoa; Nematoda; Chromadorea; Rhabditida; Trichostrongylidae.